Molecule: messenger RNA, 1518 nt
Organism: Exophiala mesophila
Lineage: Eukaryota; Fungi; Ascomycota; Eurotiomycetes; Chaetothyriales; Herpotrichiellaceae
Exons: 4
Coding region: 404-1192 (262 amino acids)
Biological process (GO): sterol biosynthetic process
Cellular component (GO): membrane; endoplasmic reticulum
Molecular function (GO): C-8 sterol isomerase activity; cholestenol delta-isomerase activity; steroid Delta-isomerase activity
Source: RefSeq, a predicted model, not a curated record
CGAGAUUUUGACAAAAGCUUCCCGGUGGUUCGCUUUUGGGUUCGCUUUUGGGUCUCUGGCCAGCUCAUAUCCAUUGCCCAUCCUCCAGCCUCCGUCACUACCCUUCUUUCAAACGGUCCAUUUCUCUACCCUCACCACUUAUUGGAUCACCACGCUCCUUUAUGGACGGACAAGACUGGCACUAAUUUGAUUGAAUUGAUUGGCCGACUCCACCUUGAACUUUUACACCCUUUCCAGCAGAUACAUCUCUCCUUGACCUUCCCUUCUGCGCCCUCUCCUUGUGCGCCCUCUUUCCGACAGACUCUCUUGUCCUAAUCCCUCUCUCACACCUUGUCGCCCUUGCUCGACACUUACAUAGACGCCCCUCUCGAUUCAGUCGGCCGCUCCUUUUGGCAUUCCCAACAUGAACUUUUUCAAAAGCGCCCAACCCCCCCCAAUCCCAGCAGAGCCUGUGGCAGAGGCACUCAACCACACCGUACACCCCUUCUAUCCAUUGGGAGUGGAAAUUGUCAACUAUCUAGCAAAUGAGAAGGAUGUGAUCCAGCUACUGACAAGCUUUGCAUCCUUGGUUGGCUCCAUUCUCCUUGUCUCAUGGUAUGGCGCAACCAAGUUUGCUCCUCAUCUCAAGGCCUCGGAUCAGUUGGCGGUGCUCUGGUUCGUUCUGUGUGGAAUGAUACACUUUUUCUUCGAGGGCUACUUCUCGUACAAUCAUACUCGUAUGGGCCCGGCCCAAGAUCUAUUUGGACAGUUGUGGAAAGAGUAUGCUCUGUCUGAUUCAAGAUAUCUUACUUCGGAUCCAUUCGUUCUGUGCAUGGAAACCAUCACUGCGAUAUUCUGGGGACCUCUGUCCUUUGUGAUGGUCUACUUCAUCAUUACCUCCCACCGAUACCGCUAUCCUUUGCAGGCCAUUGUCUCUCUGGGACAGAUCUACGGCGACGUCCUCUACUAUGCGACAUGUCUAUUUGACCACUAUCACAAGAGUCUUAGCUACUGUCGACCUGAGGCGUAUUACUUCUGGUUCUACUUUUUCUUCAUGAACUUUAUCUGGAUCGUGAUCCCCAGCUCUUUAUUAUAUGACAGCAUCCGCACGACAGGCAAGGCGUUCAAGGCUUUGGAGAGAAUGUCUAACUCUCUCAAGACCAAUGGAGUAUCACAAAAAUCCACGGCCAAUGGCCACAUCAAGAAUGCAUAAUUCGCAAUACCAACAGUGUGUACACUUUGAUUCCAAGGGAGCGAGAAGGCGACAGAGAUAUAGGUCUUGAAAGAACAAACAAAUAGAGCAUCAUUUGCCUGGGCGGAAUCCAAAUACGGCGAUGAAUUCCUACAUAGAGCAAUUAGUUGGGUAUGUACCUGAGGGUGCAUUGUGACAGGACCAUAUGCCGUACUUGGCGUUUGUCAAACGAGGGGAGAUGUCGUAUCAUUAUGAUAGAGAAAAAAUGUACCUACGACAAGUCUGUGGCUUCUGAAAGACCGUUGGCUUCCACCACAUCAAUUCCGCGUCACGAUCGCUUUUUAGCC